UUUUCCAUUUGCGACACAGGCAGUGGGGAUACUGGUGUGGCUGAAUGGAGUUUACCUGCUGAUAAAGUAUGGAGAGAAUAGCCGCUUUUUUUCAGAGUCCUACAUGACCCUGACAGUUUUGGUCAUAGUCACUAGUGCUGCGUUGCUAUUGGUCACCGGAUGCCUCGGCUCCUGGGUGAGCCUCAAGGAUUCCAUCUGUCUACAGGGACUGUUUGUUUACCUCCUAGUUGUGGUCUUUUGUGUGAAAAGUACGGCUUCAGCACUGGCUUAUUUCCAUUCGGUGACGCUGGAUACAGAGAUGGCUCCCUUCAGUGGAGUGUUUGAGAACUACACCGGCAGCAGCGAGGACUCCAAUUCUCGGUCUGUGGAUGCUAUGCAAGAGGAGCUCAAAUGUUGCGGUGUGAAGAACUACACGGACUGGCUGGAAACCACCUGGUUUAAUAAAAGUGGAGGGCUCAGGUUUCCUUACAGUUGCUGCAACGUUACUUUCCCCACUUGUAAUGGCACUGUUUACCAGCCAUGGCAAAUUUACACACAGGGCUGCCAAGAGGAGCUGUCGAAGGUCAUACAGUUUGCGCUGAAAAUGGACAUGUGGAGCUCCCUAUUGGUUUAUGUGGUGGAGAUUGGGUUGUUUGUGAUGGUGAAACAGCUCAUGAGAACAAAUAGAUCUACGAGGUACCAAGUACUGGAGAAAAACUAAAGAUGCUCUAAUGGAUGGAAGAUCACUACACUUUGAAUAGAUAUAGUUCAAAUCUCAAAACUAUUGAGUCAUUUGCCGGUACACUAUGAAACAUGUAAAACUGGAGAAAGUCGUUUUGUGUAAUACAUGUACAGAUGUCUAUUGUUAUCACUGGAUUGUCUGUCACCAAAAGACUGACAGUUUUUUGCAAUAAACAUUAGAAUCAGAAUACUUUAAUAAUCCCUAAAGAACUUAUGUAAUUAUGUAAACAUACUGCAGAACUGGCCUGUGUGGACUUCUGGCCUGACAAAAUGUAGGCAAAGAUGGGGCAAAGGGCUUAGAGAUAUAUCCUAAAUUAGGUUUGAUGAAUAUGAGUUACUGUCACAGACUUUUUUUGGCCUACAGAGGGCUGGCACAUUUCUGCUAUAGCUCUCUCAAGCAAUAUUUGUGUUGAGUGUGUGUGGUUGAAUUGUGGUAAGUUUGUAUCUUGAUUGUCAGUGCAUUACUGUAUGUGGAGAAUUCCGUCACUGCCUGUGUAAUAAUGUUUUGUUAUUAGACUGAAAGUGGUGCAUACAGAAUUACUUUAUAAAAGAAAUAUAAAUGAAGUGGAAACUAAUUGUAUACUUUACAUUGCAUUUAGCAAUUUAACCUUCUCUGCACUGAUAUUCACAUGUGAUCCCUAUCCCUAUGGUCACUAAAUUGUGACAUGGACUUUUAAGAUAUAAUAAUAUUUUUCAACAAGUCAACCAACAAACUAUUUUUCGUUUUCCCAAAGACCCAGAGAAAUAUUCACCCUUUGCCAAAACCUGGGGUUUGUCCAUUUGAUGUAGAUGAAAAAUAAACCUAAUGAUGCCAUUGUUGGAAAGCCAAA
Haplochromis burtoni (Burton's mouthbrooder) is the source of this 1550-nucleotide messenger RNA. It is a transcript of the gene tspan37, whose product is annotated as tetraspanin 37. The transcript has 7 exons. The record is from RefSeq and is a predicted model, not a curated record. NCBI's taxonomy places the organism in Eukaryota, Metazoa, Chordata, Actinopteri, Cichliformes, Cichlidae. Gene Ontology annotation, cellular component: membrane. Bases 104 to 700 code for a protein of 198 amino acids.